Carica papaya (papaya) is the source of this 2547-nucleotide messenger RNA. Its product is annotated as pentatricopeptide (PPR) repeat-containing protein. Gene Ontology annotation, molecular function: protein binding. Lineage: Eukaryota; Viridiplantae; Streptophyta; Magnoliopsida; Brassicales; Caricaceae. The record is from RefSeq and is a predicted model, not a curated record.
AUCGCCUCACCCUCCUUGAAGCCGAUUUUCUCAAACAUGUUUUCGUCAAUCUUGUCAGACUCCAAAAUGCACGAUGAGGCCAUUGAAUUGUUCAACUUGAUGAUGAAAGAUGGUAUUUUUACUUCUUUUGAUUCGCUCAUUGUGUUAGUUGAUUCGUUGGUUUCUUCACGUCAGUUUGAUAAGGCCCUUGAGCUGUUCUCGAAGAUUGUCGAGUCCGGUUUCAGGCCGAACAAAGUCAUGUUUGGAAAAGCCGUACAAGCGGCGGUGAAGCUGGGUGACUUGAAAAGGGCUACUGAAUUACUUGAUAGUAUGAAGAAGGAAAAAGUUAGUCCUACUGUGUUUGUUUAUAACGUGAUCAUUGGCGGGUUGUGUAAGGAGAAGAGAAUGGAGGAUGCAGAGAAGCUGUAUGAUGAAAUGAUCAAGAGAAAGUUAGUGGCUACUCAGGUUACUUAUAAUACUCUGAUUGAUGGGUAUUGCAAAGUUGGAGACUUGGAAGAAGCUUUUAAUGUGAGAGAACGUAUGAAAAAAGAAAAUGUGGAACCAAAUCUUGUUACCUUUAAUUCAUUGCUUAAUGGUCUUUGUAAAGCAAGAAGGAUGGAGGAUGCAAAGAGAGUGUUGCAAGAAAUGGAAGGUUAUGGCUUUGUGCAUGAUAAGUUUACAUAUUGUAUAUUGUUUGAUGGGUUUUCAAGGAAUGGUGAUGGUGAUGCUGCAAUGAGUUUGUACGAGAAAGCAGUCGACAAAGGGGUAAAAAUUGAUCGGUACACGUGUAGCAUUUUGUUGAAUGCAUUGUGCAAAGAAGGGAAGAUCGAGAAGGCGGAAGAGAUUUUAAGAAAAGAAAUGGAAAACGGGCUUGUUCCGAAUAUGGUUCUAUACAACACAAUUGUCAGUGGAUAUUGUCAAAAGGGUGACAUAUCUUCAGCCAUUUCGACAAUGCAAGAGAUGGAAGAUAGGGGAUUGAGGCCUGAUAGCAUUACUUUUAAUUCCUUGGUCAACAAGUUUUGCCAAAUGAAAGAGAUGAGCAAGGUGGAAGAGUGGAUAAAGGAGAUGAGGGAGAAGGGUGUUUCUCCAACGGUAGAGACAUAUAACAUCUUAAUUGAUGGUUACGGGCAAAUCUGUCAAUUCGAUAGGUGUUUUCAGAUUCUUGAUGAAAUGGAAAGCAAAGGGAUAAUGCCUAAUGUUGUCAGCUAUGGUUCUCUCAUAAAUUGUUUAUGCAAAGAUGGUAAGCUUCUUGAAGCUGAAAUACUACUCAGAGAUAUGAUGGAAAGAGGAGUUUUGCCAAAUGCACAGAUAUAUAAUAUGCUCAUUGAUGGUAAUUGUAAUGUGGGGAAGUUGGAAGCAGCUUUUAGGUUUUUUGAUGAUAUGCAGAAAAGUGAACCAGGUCCAAGCCUUGUAACAUAUAAUGCACUCAUUAACGGCCUCUGCAAGAAAGCAAGGGUAGUGGAAGCCGAAGACUUGCUUCUUCAAAUCAAAAGUAAAGGUCUUAGUCCUGAUGUGAUAACAUAUAACUCCUUAAUAUCUGGAUACUCCUAUUCAGGAAACAUACAGAAAUGUGUGGAAUUGUACAAAAAUAUGAAAAACUUGGGUAUUAAACCAACUUUGAAAACAUAUCAUCCUUUGAUUACUGUAUGUGCAAAGGAAGGAACAGAGCUUGUAGAGAGAUUAUUCCAUGAAAUGUUAGAGAUGCAUUUAGCUCCUGAUCGAGUUGUAUAUAAUGCACUCAUUUACUGCUAUGUAGAGCAUGGGAAUGUUGAGAAGGCAUUCACUUUGUACCGUGAUAUGGUAGAUCAGGGAAUUCAGACAGAUAAGAUGACAUACAAUAGCUUGAUUUUAGGGCAGUUUAGGGUGAGAAAUUUGUCGGAAGUUGAGAAUUUGGUUAGGGAUAUGAAGGCUAAUGGAUUGGGUCCCAAAGCUGAUACAUACCAGAUACUGGUUAGGGGAUACUGUGAGCUGAAAGAUUUCAGUGGAGCAUAUUCUUGGUACAGAGAAAUGUUUGAGAAUGGAAUCAAGCUAACCUUCAGUAUUUGCAAAGAACUUAUCACCGGCCUUAGAGAGGAGGGAAGAUUGGUAGAGGCCCAGAUUGUUUGCUCAGAAAUGAGCAGCAAAGGAAUGGAAGACUUGAGCUUGAAUGAAAGUUUCUCUGCUGCGGCCAAAACGUAAACAGAGAGAUAUAGCAUCAUUAAGCUCUCAACGAUCAUGGUUUUCAAGACAUGACACUACAGCACUCGAUGUUUCGAUUGAAAGGGAAUUAUGUAGAGGAGCUGUCUCGAGCUCUCUUCUUCAGUUUGCCUUAUGGGAUAAGCUCUCCGGUUCCACAAAUUUACUAUCUUCUUAUUCUGAAAAUAUGGGGAGAAGCAAGAGAUGAAGCUCACAGCCGGGACGAGUACAGAGAAAAGUUUGGAGGGAUUAUGGUAGACUUUUUUGAUUCCUUGGAGAACUUUACCAUCUGUUUGCUAGCAGCAGCAAUUUGUGAUUCAGAACAUUGUCAGCCCAAUGUUCUGAAUCCAUCUUGGCUUUUGUAUGAAAUUGGUGCGCAGAAGUUGAAAAUAA